Mycena indigotica is the source of this 1062-nucleotide messenger RNA. RefSeq names its product BZIP domain-containing protein. Gene Ontology annotation, molecular function: DNA-binding transcription factor activity. The record is from RefSeq and is a predicted model, not a curated record. The transcript has 5 exons. The coding region runs from base 1 to 1062 and encodes 353 amino acids. Gene Ontology annotation, biological process: regulation of DNA-templated transcription. NCBI's taxonomy places the organism in Eukaryota, Fungi, Basidiomycota, Agaricomycetes, Agaricales, Mycenaceae.
AUGUCGGCGGGCGCGUCCAAUGGGAUCGCGCCAAGCGUCGCCGUGACUGAUUCAUUGCGAGUCCUCGCCCACCCACCCACCCACCACGAACUUACGCUACAUGACCUGAACGGCAGCCAGUUCUCGCGCGGGACUCUCCCUUCGAGCUACCUCACGAUGCCGUCCGCCGCCGCAGACCAUCACCGCGCAUUGCAAGCUAUCAAAGACCUCACAGCUUCGCCCGAGUUCCAGAGCGUCGGCGACAGUUUCGCCGCCGACUUCAGCGCGUACGCGGACGAGCCGCUGUUCGACGACGACGACGACGACUACCCUGAGCCCGAGCUCGAGCACGACGAUUCCCCCAGUCCCCAUGAUACGCCCUACACGCCAUACCUCACCACGCCGCUUCUCGAUAUGGAGCACGACCUCGGCCCUGCGGGCCCUUACACUAUCCAGGAGACGGAGCUCGCGGGACAGCUGUUGGCGCUGCCUUGCGACAUCAGCGAGGCAGUGCCGGUCGCUGACUCCAAGCCGCCCGUUCCCCCACCGAUGCCCACCGAGAAGCUCCUCGUGUUCAGCCCGAGCACGCCCAUGCUCGACUCAUUCGACGCCUUCCCAUCGACAGCCCCCGUCAUCCCACCACCCCCUGCACGCUCCACUGGGACUCGCAGGCUUCCUUACGCCACCGGGACGCGUAAGGGGAUCACCCCGGCCGACCUAAUUCCCCGCGAUGCGCCGACGCAGCGCCGGACCUACAGGACGCCCAGCGCCACCUCGCGGAAAGCUGUCCCCGCGUCCCUGUCCCGCAAGCGUCUGCACUCGAGCGCUUUCGGUCACGAGGACGAUUAUGAGGCUCAAAGCGCGCUUCAGAAGAUCGUGGACAAGCGGCGGAGCAACACCCUCGCUGCGCGGGACAGUCGCCGGCGCAAGGUCGAGCAUAUCCUGAACCUCGAGGCCACGGUCGAUGAGCUCAAGACUGAGGUCGGCGUGUGGAGGGAGCGCGCGAAUAUGGCGCAGGCGCUGCUGAAGGCGCACGGAGUCAUGCUGGACUUUGGCGAUGCUUACCUUAGUUUGCUGGACUAA